AUCCGUUCUACGAUCAUAUAUGCUUGUGAUAUGACACACGCGCGUUUCUCGUUUCUUAUUUCCUUCGCACGUUCCCUUCUUUCCUAUCGUUGAACGAUAGUAAACGCGGAUGUGAAAAAAAAACAAAAAGCAAGUUUCGUGCCUCUCGUAUGUUUUACGUUCGUCGCUGGCUGCUACUGUUGUUGUUGUCGUCGUCGCCGCUGCUGCUGUUCGCCGUCGAAAUCAUCCCCCUCGGGUCCGAUGGAGAAACGCGAGAGACCGAAUGGACAGUGGGAUUGAUAGAGAACCGGGAGAACCGAAGAGAACAGGACACACGGAACACGCACCUCGUACUCGCGACACGAUCGCGGCGGUGCACGAGAUUCAUCGGAUCAUCCAGCGAUAACAACGUCCGUAUUCUUCUCGGUACUGUCAUCCGAACAGCGCGCCCGAGACACGUGAAAUCGCACGGUUGACAGUUGAAACCGUGGCGCCGGACGGUGACGAUCCCCCGUGUACCUACAAUCGUUCCCUCGUCUCGAGCUGUUGACCUUGUGCUGUUUAACUUUUGGCAACGCGUCUUCGAGUGCGUGUAGUUCCCCCCCGUGGCCCACCGUCCCCGUGUACGUCUCGCCGCGACUCGAAGUGACACGCACGUGAAUCGAGAUCCUAUUCUGACGUGAGAAAAUUUCGCUACGACACGUGACAAGUGAGGAAGUGACGGUAGCACGACCCCGCCAUAGUGCGGUUAAUUGUAAAACGUGAUGUCGAAUGAGUCGACGGCGGGAGACGGGAAAACGCGCGCUCGGACGCGGACAAAAGUAAACAAAAGUUAAACACACUGAGCGACACCGGUCGGUCGAUAGGCCAUCGAUUAAAACCGACGCUGCGGAGCGUUUGACGUAGAGGAAGAUUCCCGUGGAAUUUCGUGGACGCUGGCUCGGGACGCAGUGCGAUGAUCGGAGAGCAUGUACGCGCGUAAAUCGGGGGAGCGCGCCGAACACCGAUCGGACACGCGUCCACGCUGGUUGACAGCCGCGGACGUGCCAGCGGUGACGGGCUCCGAAAAUGUUGAUGUCAAACGCGCGCCGAGUGGGUCUACGUGGAUCAAACGGGAAAGAGAUAAAGAGAGUAUGAAAAGAACGCGGGAGAGACGAUUUCGUCUCUGUUGGUGUUGAGAGUGCGAGGAGUGCGUGUUCCGUGCGAGCCGGCAACGGCGGUACCAAAAUAUCACACGUGCGCGUCGGGAGAGUAACGAGAUUUUUGGAGGACGACGAGGUGGGCGAUCGGUGACGAGCAUCGAUUUCCUGGCAGGGUUGCGGGGUGCAGUUCAGACAUGGGAAGUGAGCAUUACUGCCUGAGGUGGAACAAUCAUCAGAGCAACUUGCUGGGUGUGUUCAGUCAACUGCUGGAGUCGGAGUCGCUGGUGGACGUGACACUGGCGUGCACGGAGGGACCGUCGAUACGUGCCCACAAGGUAGUCCUCUCCGCGUGCUCCAGCUACUUCCAGGCCCUGUUCCUCGACCACCCGAACCGCCACCCCAUAGUCAUCCUAAAGGACGUACGUUUCGCCGAGCUACGUACCCUCGUCGACUUCAUGUACAAAGGCGAGGUAAACGUCGAGUACUGCCAGCUAUCGGCCCUCCUCAAGACGGCGGAGAGCCUUAAGGUGAAGGGUUUAGCGGACAUGACGAACAUAAACGCGGCGGUCGCGUCGAGGGACGAGCAACAACAACAGCAACAACAACAGCAACAGCAACAACAACAACCAUCGCAGCAGCAGCAGCCGCAGCAACAACAACAGCAGCAGCAGCAGCAGCAGCAGCAGCAACACACGGGCACAUCCUCCGAGGGUAUACAGCGCGAGACGUCGCGAGAACAUCACCGUGAACGGGAAAGCAUAAAGGAGUCGAGCAAUAAGGACAGAGAGAGGGAAGGGAAUCCCUCGUCGAGUGGGUUGUCGGGGGUGUCGUCGGUGCCAGGGGUGAAAGAAUGCGAGCAAUCGCACCAAAGCGUCGCGCAACCGGCGGUGAGCGAGUCCACGGAGGCGGUGGACAUGACCGAGUGUCCGGCGUCACCAGCCGGACCCGGUAGCCCUUGUCCCGGACCGCUGGCCCUCGAUCGACCCAGGAGGGACUCCGAGGACGCCGCCAGCCUCGAGGAAACGAGGGGUUCCCUUAGCCCGAUCUCGGUGCACAGUGGACCGUCGGAUAUGAGCCUGAGCAACAACACCGGCAGCACGCCCGGUGUGCUACCGUUGAACCUACCGCAAAGCCGGCUUCCGUCCCCGCACAGUACAGAACCUCUCGCGGGCCCCUCGGGGUUACCACCGGUCCAGCAAGUUCCACUUUCGUUAAAAAAAGAAAUGGACUGGGAAAGGUCGACCGAGGAGCGGAGCGCGAGCAGCGAAAUAUCCACGGACUACAGACUCCCGCCAGAUCCGGUAUCGCUGGCAUUGGGUUUGGACGCAGGGGGUUGGGGCGCCCUCGUGGAGCGGACGAGCGGCGGCGGAAGCGGUUCCCUGUUAGGUCACGGCGGUUUCGCCAGUCUGGCCGGCCUGGCCCGUCGCUGCGGCGUCUGUCUGGCCACGUUCCCGUCCGCCUGGCUGCUGGAGCGGCACGCGUUGCUCCAACACGCCGGCCAGGCCAGCGACGACAAACCGUUCACCUGCGAGCAGUGCGGCCAGCGUUACCGCUACCGGUCCGCGUACGUGAAACACCGAGAGCAGAACCAUCGCGCCCGUCUACCCGCCGACAAGCUCUUCACCUGCGACGUAUGCGGCAUGCAGUUCAGGUAUUUAAAGUCUUUCAAGAAGCACCGGCUGAACCACGCGCUAGAACGACUUCAACGAGCCCCGGAGCCGCAAAGCAGCGCGCUCUCCGUUUCCGCGGCGGCUGAGAGGAGCGACCAGGUGUCCAGCACCGGGGAACCGUCCCAGGUGGAAACGGGCAGCGACACAACCACGAAUCCUGGGGAGGAAGAGACGCGGGCCGGUUUCAACGAGAACGCGUCACGCGAGGAGAGCGUCUCCGAGACCGCCAGCGUUCACGAGAAUCCCGGUGACGCCGUCGAGGUGCAGAUGACCGAGGCUCCCACCAGGAACAGCGGCUCGGUUGCCGCGGCCAACACCAACGAGGUCGGCGACGCCGACGACAACGCGGUGGACGACGACCGCUCCGAAGCCACCGAGGCCGUGAUCAGCCUGGCGCGCAGCUCUCACGAAGUGGAUAGGCGCGAGCGACGCUUCGCCUGCCCGUUUUGCGGUAAGUGCGUUCGCUCCAAGGAGAACUUGAAGCUCCACGUGCGCAAGCACACCGGCGAACGACCGUUCGUUUGCCUGUUCUGCGGCCGCGCGUUCGGCGGUAAGAGCGACUUGACCAGGCACCUACGCAUCCACACCGGCGAGAGACCCUACCACUGUGAGAUGUGCGGCAAAUGCUUCGCCAGGGCCGAUUAUCUGUCUAAACAUCUCACCACGCAUAUACACCAGCGUUAGAGUUUGAUACGCUCUUCACACUUACUGCUACGAUUUCAAUAUGCUUAAUUCGACUACCUGUGAUUAUGGGAAAAGUUCGCUCUAAGCUCUAAUUCAACGAAUCGUUUUCAUCCUGGAGUACUAUGAUAUAUUGAAUUUCAAUUGAAGUGCUUUUACAGUACGAAUAUUAUGUAUUGAAUUUUACGUAGGUAUCUAAAAAUGAAAUGGUAGAAUUCGGUAUAAAAUAGCUUUUUCCAAUGAUUGGACGUUUAGGACGCUUUUCGGUGACACAGGUAUUGACGAUGGCAAUAUCGAUCGAGCAAUUUCAAUUACACAAGUGGAAGAACGUGAAACAACUGUCAUUCAGAAGGGUUUCUCGAUGAGGAGUCUGUGUAUAUGUUAGCCCAAGCGAAAUGUCCGUUCUAUUUAAGCGAAAAGUAUGAGGAAUUCCGUCGGAAAGUGUAGGAGUAUUUUUAAGGUAUAGUCUAAUUGUAAAUUCCGUCAUCGAAUCCAUCCUUGGCUGGGUUCGUCGCUCUCCGAACCAGGGAGAGGAGAAUUUAGAAACGAAGAGGAAAAUCCAUCCAUCCGUUGGUCCACCAAGACGAGUCAAUUAGGGAAACGAGAAGAGACGAGCGACCGCGUGGAAUUCUCGCGCAUGGAGGAAAAUUAAACUCGAGGGUUUUUACAUAACGUUAGUGAGAAUAUACUUGUGAUAAGGAUUCGAAAACCAAAGAACGACCUGCGGCGAGUAAGGUGACGGCUAUUUAUAUUACGUGUCCUGUACUACCCAUCAAGUCUCAGAACAUUUUAUUAAAAGACAAAAUUCAGUUUGCAGUAUAUGCAUAGAAAUCUCAAAGAAUAACUACAGUGUGGCUCAAAAUUUAUAUCAAUUUUUCUAUAUCGAUGUAUAUGUUGAAUGCAGAUCAAAAUUUAAAGAAAACUGAGAUUACGAAGUCUGUUAAAAAAAAACGUAUCCAGCAAUAAUAACACCUCUGUUACUUUUCAAAUUGAACAAAGUGUUCUAGGACUCGUGAAGGGGAAUUCUAUAAAUUGUCCUUGCACCAGUUCCUUACGAGAAACAUUAUUCGGUGCCUUGGACAGACGACCGAGUACACUUUUUAAAAGUUUAUCAAAACGUAGCAAUAAACCGCGUUAUCAAACAUUUUCGUUGCGCAGCCGUCACGCAGCAUGCAGAAGCCGCGAGAUAAGACGUGUUACUCCACGGUCCUUCCAAUCUCUUCUUAGCCAAUGUGUCCAUUUUUGCUGUCUACGUGUAUAUACAGUAUACAGAAUGUUCUCUGACGGACAAUCUUCCAAUAUUGAUUAAUUAAAAAAGUAAUGAGAAAUCUCACGUGAAGAUAUCAUUUUUUUAUUUGAUUAUAUACCUAAUUAUUUAUCUGAUAAUUUGAUCAUACGACUUAUUAGUUGAACUAUUCCACUGAAGAGACAGUAUGAACUUCGUUCAUUGUUUUUGUAAAAGUUGUUGAAUAGUCCAUCUGUCAGGGGAUAUUCUGCAGAUGUAAUGUCCCUGGUCCGUGUACAUGCACUAUAUAAUGUAUAUCGAUAAAAAUAUAUCGUCCAGCGAAAAUGCGCGAGCGCAGAUCGAGAGUGCCGGCUCAUUCUCCUGGGAGCUGGUCUCGCAAGCUCGUUGAAUUUCGAAGUCCCGAGAGGUCCAAGGAUCCAAGCACGCUUUCAGUUGUCGCACUAGUUAUCGAGAUCGACCCAUAAACUCUGGUCGGAGUUUGCGAUCGAACAGUUGCAGGUUCAACUAUCCGUAAGCCACUGGCCAAAAGUUUUAUAAUCGCUAGACUGCGAAUUUUUAUGUAAAAGAGGACGCGUCGAUAGAAAUUUCCUUCAUGCAUGGAACUUAUAUUUCAUGUUUUAGUUUGCCAGUUUUUUGUGUAAAAUCCACGGUCUAUUAAUGUCGAAUGAAUGAUAGAAUUUAUAUAACUAUGAAAAUGAAUAAUUAUUCUUUCCAUUCGAUGCUGUGCCAAAAUAAUUUGUUGCAUUCUAUCAAGAAAUUUAUAUAGAAUAAAAAACAGUUUGAAUUCUAAGGAUGAGGGAUAAGAAAUCGAAGAUGGAUCAUCGCCUGGACGGUACAAUAUAAACGAUUCGGCGUGUUAUUCCGUCUUCUAAAAUAGACAUUAAAUUAAGAAUAAGUAAUGAACGAGAUCUAUUACAAACGUGCCGUCCCAGUGCCAACUAUCGUUUACUUUUUUGUGAAAGUUAACUGCAUAGCUUCCUGCCGAGUCUACGCCGUCCUGGUGAUCGAUAGAUCUUCGAUGAUCUCGUCACAAAGUCGACAGAGAGAGCCGUUCGAUCGCAGAUUUAAAUAAUAAACUGAAUAUUUUAUUCAUGCCUGGAACGUGGGAUGCGAAAAUCGUGAAUGAUUGAAACAGAUGAUUCUCGUAUAUUUUAUUCUUGUACAACUCGCCUCGUUUUAGGAAAUGCUGUGAUUUCGUGAUCGUUGCUCAAACAUGAAACCAGAAGUGAUCACUACUGAGACAUCCUUUACUUUUUGCAUUUACCUGAGACAAUAUUCUUUGUUCACGUUAGAGAAAAUGUCAUUUGUGUGUCACACCAGAUUUUGACAAUUGUUUCACAAUAAUAAAAUUAAACCGAUGAAUAUGUACAAUUAAAAAUGCGAAGAGUCAAAUGAUCUCAGAGGUGUCACGGUUUCGUCAAGUUCAAGUGAAAUCUUUCACCCGAGUAUCCCACGUUGCAGUCCUUCGUUUCGUUCCGAUCUUUAAACAAGCUACCACGAAGGAAGCUGCGAAUUCGAUCUCGUGGUCGAUAUGCAUGCAGAAAACGACAACUGGGAAUUGAGCAUUGCUUGCGAGGCCACCCCCGAUUUCCGUUGAUUAAGCGUUUAGUCGUUUAAGUAGCUAGAUUCACGACGUACUCGCUGCUGUAUAUGUUAAGUACGUAUUUGCGAACAAACGAAGUCGAAUAACGAAGGUGCUAUGAAGGAAUAUAGGGGUUGAUCGCGGUCCGGCCAAACAGACGUCCGCACGAAAGAGCUCGACGAUUUUUAAUUAAAAGAUAUAUCCAUUUAGAUCGAGUAUCUUCACUUUGCAGUUAUAAAAAAUCGAGAACUUAUUAUUGAUACAAGGAGUACAUGAGAUAGAGUCAAUCAGCGUCUGUAAGAAAACGAAGCUCUGCUCGGAACGGACCGGUCCAUCGCCGUGAUUACGUCUGUUUAGUAUUAUAAAUUACGUAUAAUACAUUACAUUUAGUAUUAUGUAAGUUUUACAAAGCAAGAUCGCGAACGAUGGUUAGCGAAACCUCGCUGACCCAAUAAUAGAGCGAGUCGAGAAACGAACGUAAGCCAACGAUUAAAACGAGGGGAGAAAAGAGGCGAGUAUAGAGAACAUGUUCAACGAAUGUCAACGAGUUUCAAACACAUACACACAUACAAAGGGCGACGGUGUUAAAAAGAGCGCGCGUAGGGGAGACAGGAAUGAAUCGAAGGAAAAGGGAAACAGUGGACGAGGCCGCAUCGCAGUUUAGGCUUCGUCCAGGCUGACUCGAGAACGAGCUCCCGUCUCGCGCGCGUGAUUAACGAUCCGAAGGAUUAAGGAAAACAGUUCCAUGACGCCUGACGCCUCUGUUAGCUUUUAUACGCGCGCAGAGCCAACAAUGUCCGCCAACGACCCGCCGCCGCCGCCCCCUACGUUUUCACCGGCUAUCACGCCAGAUUUACUGCGUUAUGGACGGCCGAGGGAAGCUGCAAAUCGUUCUGUCACCGAAAGACCACGACUGCGCUUGACGUUUCCUGUUCUGCUCCGCUACACUCGAGUCUGCCUCGAGGAUCGCUCUCCCGUUCACGCGUAACGAGACCGCGGUUCCACCCAUCGUUCUUACUUCUCCUGUUCCAGAUUUUUUUCGAUAGGACAACCCGAGGUAACGACUGGCAUCGACGAUCGACGUUCACGUCUAUCCCCGGUUUAAUUACGAUGACGAACGAAAGACAUACGAAACGUCGAUAUCUGCUACAAAAUCUCUCAAUUGAUUUUCCCACUAGAAUAUUUUAUACGAAGCUGUUUUUUACAUUAGCCCGUCUUUUCACGUAGCUUAAUUGUGAUAUAUUUUGGCGAUUUUUUAAUCGAGUCACUACGAAUAUGAUACUAAUUAUACAUAUACAUAAUAAUGGUGCUAAUGAAGAUAGAAAUUCCAACGUCCUCUCAAAUUCAUUCUUUACAUUUCUAACGGGAAUAACAUUUUUUAAUCUGUGAUAUAGCUACGCUACGCUAUGUUGAAUAGAACAAAGUAUUUUAUUGAAUUUUAUAGAUUUUCAAUCCGAAAUUCUGCUCGAUUAUUACACCAAAGAUACCAAAAAGAGAUGAGUAAUUGCCCAACGAAAAAUAAGUAUACACGUGUGCCUCACUUAAAUUGAAUGAUAUAAUUUUUUUAAAAUCACCAAAUUCUUAAUUGAUAAAUCAGAUUACGUUAAUCGCAGUUUUCAAUUUAAGUCAGACACGACUUGUACACGUAUAUUCUUUAAUCUGUGAUACUAAGAUUUUUAGCGAUAAACAUAUUUAUUUAGCGUAGACUAGUGUAUUUAGAUGAGUUUAGCAUAAAAAUCUCCAAAGAAACGUUAGUUCCGAACCUUAGUUCUAUGUUCAGCAGGUAUGGUUUAUUCUGGACACCGUCACCAGUUACGAUUACCAAGGUUUACACACAAAACGGUGUUAUAUUGGUAAAUAUUUCCGGCUAAUACACGGGCAAAUAUUUGCGCCGCUAGAAAUUGUUGAGGAGAUAGGUAACGUACCGUGGGCACGGUAAUAAUAAGGGAAAUAAAUAAAAGCACUCGUUGCGUAAAGUGUGCUAAGAAAACAUGUUGAAAUUGCGCGAUAAACGCGGACACCGUGGACGCGUUUUAUUUAGUUUGCCUGAAACGAGUGUUACCGUAUUUUUAUUUCAUGCCCCCGAGCGCGAAGCGCGCGUAUAUUUUUUACAGAACUCAAUCAGUGAUAACCGGACUGCAGGUUUGUAUGCACUCCGAGAAAAAUAUGAGAAUAAACGUGUAAUCUGCGAAAAUAUGUAAAAUGUUUGUACAAGGAGAGGAGCUAUUUGGUAUUUUUCAAAAAUUCGUUUAUGAAUCUAAUUUCGUAUAAGAACCUGCGGCCCGGUGAUAACGGGCGUCAGUGAUAUUUUACAAACUGCAACGACUUGUGAUAACGUGGAAAUGCCGAUUCGAAUUUUAGCUAGUUUUUAUUACGCUAGGUAGUCGUUUGAUUUACUGUGAUAAUAAAAUAGUAUUGGAUGAUACGACCAAAUUGUACAAUAAUUUUUGCGACAGUUUCAUCGUGCAACGAAAGACGGUUCCUUAAUUAGUAGAAGAUAUUACUAACACGGGAAGCACGUGAAGAAGUUUCGAUUAAUUAGACAAGUUUCAUUUAGCGACGUAAAAUUAGUCUACUGCAAAUUCUUUGGCGGUGGUCCCUUUGAUGGGGAUCAAGGGGCGAAGAUCAGUUCCAAUUUUUCGUAUCGCACAGUUGGAAUAGCCAACAGCUUUGAGUUCUGAAAGCAUUUUAUUUUUGGCCAGUCCGCACUCGACCCAGAAACCAAAAACCCGCGAAGAUUCUCCCGAUAACCUUUCCGCGACGACACGGUAAAACCCCUCGUGUUCCGAGAAACGCGUGCAUCCGACAAACAGAGAGGAAAAAACCGGAGAUGCUUUACAGAAAAUAGGGUGAGUCGCUCCCCGUGCGUUUUCAGUGCGACGGCUGUGUUUUCUUAAUGAACUUCAACAUCAUUAACAGUUUUUUACAUAUCUACACCCCGUUUUAGCAUGUACAUGCCUCUGCUUUAGCAACUGAUAUGUAUAAACGAAACAGUAUAAAAUGGCUAUGGUUUAUAAAUCGACCAGAGAACUUCUCGUGCACGUAGAGACGAUAUAAGAAUAGUCGAAAAUAAAAGUCAAAUUUAAGUGAUUUAACGCGCUGCUGUUUGAAAAAUCGUGAAUUUCAACUCGCAUGUUAGCUGUUCUUUUGCUACGGAGAGAUUUUUAUUCACUUGAAACGGCGGUGGCCAGGGUAGGGUCGCGUCGAUAUCGAGAAAUAAUACAUCGGGUCCUCGUUUUAAGUCGCCGGAAUCGAACGUACGGCUCGGUUUCUAGGAAUCAAUUAAUUGCAACGCGACGCGUGUGCACCGAGACACGGAAAGUACACCCCAUCGCAUAAGUCCUGCGAAAUCAGCAGUCAGAUAACAAGAUGUAAAAGAGAUCCGAUUUCAAUUCAUACAAAAUCGUCAAAUUCAACUGGAGACAUUGGUCAUGCGUCGAUAUUUAAAACACGAUCGAAGGUUUUGUUCAGAUCGUUCAAAUUAAAUGAAACUAAAUUUUUCGCCUAAAAAUAUUUGAUCGAGGCGUCCUAAAACUUAUGCUCGGGGGUGUACGAAAGCUGAACAUGGAGAACGCGAUAGGGAGCGUGCGAGCACGUUAGCUCGCGUGAUAGCCAGCCGUCCUUCAAUCGAAGUCGGUAAAACGUAGGUACCUUACCACCGAAAUGUGCACGGCCAUAAUAUAUUCAACGCGAUUGUGUGUCCCGGCGCGGCGCGGAGCGAAGGGGAUCGCGAGCAGUUCUCGGCCUCGGCGCAGACCUCCAGGGGUGGUUUUUACCUAACGAUUCUGGCCGAAGUAUUUAAACACCGUAAUAACAUUUCGGAAGUACACACGGUCGGACUUCCGUACAAAACAUUUAUCAGUUUAAUAAAAUCGAGGCAAACAUUUCUGUUAUCGUGGAAAUAUCGAAACGUAUUUUUACGUUACGGAUAAAAUUCGGAAUCUACGCGCAAUAUACGAUCGUUUCAUCGAUCAGCGUAAUAAUAAAUACUGAAAAAAAUAUCAAAUAAUUUUACGAACCUCCACCGAUGUUAUCAAUCGAAACCGUUCGGCGUCACAUCUUAAGGACAUGGUAGGCGAGAGAACGCGUUAAAUGUUUGCGUCACGUUAAGUAGCGGUGUCGAUAAUUAACGUGCUAGCUGUGAUGCACGCCUUCGACGAUGCAUUAUUGUCUUUACGUGUACACAGCCAGCUGUCAGGACGCCGCACGUACACACCCCCAUACGCAAAUCUUACAUCGAAUGCGACGUUCACAACAAGAAAUAGAACAAUUUUUAUUAGAUAUUCUUCGUCGAUGUUUCGCAUUAACGAAACGUAAUUAAUCUAUUUUCGAAAUCGAUUUAAGUACGACAAUAAUUUACACAGACCUCUUUUAUGUUAUACCCAGUUUAAUUCUACAGAAAGAAUUCGACGUAAGUUUGACUCGAGUGAAUUGCACAGUGGAGCAACUCCAGGCAGUCGUGGCGGACUACAUAAUAGAUAGAACUUGAAUCUGAAUUUAUAGAAAGAUAAUCCGGGUCUAUAGCCGUUAGAGGAUAAAGCGGCAUCAAUGGACAGGCGUUAUGGAAUGAAUUGGGCAUUUUAAACCACGUUUAAAAAGUUAUAGCUACCUAUACAACACCAAGUAACAUAUAUAUAUAAAUAUACAAAUUCUAAUAUAUAU
Molecule: messenger RNA, 10962 nt
Organism: Ceratina calcarata
Lineage: Eukaryota; Metazoa; Arthropoda; Insecta; Hymenoptera; Apidae
Gene: mamo
Product: zinc finger protein 628-like
Exons: 4
Coding region: 1316-3475 (719 amino acids)
Biological process (GO): regulation of transcription by RNA polymerase II
Cellular component (GO): nucleus
Molecular function (GO): protein binding
Source: RefSeq, a predicted model, not a curated record